AUGAGUCGACGACCUCAAACAGCGGUUGACAUUCCCAUCAUCGUCAGUACCCCCGGGCUUCACUGCCAUGCGGAGACAGGCCCUUCCGAAUAUCCUUUUGCCUCGACCACAGGAACCCACGCUGAGAACUGUACCCCAUUAGACCCAGCACGACCGACAAUGAUAUCCCACGCUACCCAAACAGACCCGGAAGAAGAGACGUCAAGCCGCUUCUCCCCUAAAAAGCAAUCGCCAGUCCACUCCAGAUCCCCUUCUAACUCGCGCAAGCCUCACGGAAGCUGGGCUGAACAACUUCUCAGUCGCUUAUCCAGUCCACACUCACAUCACGGUCCCGUCGCGGUCGAUGCAGCCGGUCGACCUCUUCUCACCGCUCCCGGAGUCGAAACGCCCAAACGACCGACGACUCCACGAGCCGAUCUCUACAAAGGUCAGUCCGAUGCCAAUUUUGGCAUGACCUUUGAAAAUUCUGGGGAUGUGCAUUUCAGAAAGGCAAACAAACCCACGGCUUCCCCGUAUAGCUACGAAGAUCAAAAACAUCGGAUGAUGAUGGAUUGGCUAGAGAGGAGAGCUUGA
Molecule: messenger RNA, 573 nt
Organism: Rhinocladiella mackenziei CBS 650.93
Lineage: Eukaryota; Fungi; Ascomycota; Eurotiomycetes; Chaetothyriales; Herpotrichiellaceae
Exons: 1
Coding region: 1-573 (190 amino acids)
Source: RefSeq, a predicted model, not a curated record